Macadamia integrifolia is the source of this 1455-nucleotide messenger RNA. RefSeq names its product RNA-binding motif protein, X chromosome-like. Gene Ontology annotation, biological process: regulation of DNA-templated transcription. Bases 81 to 1202 code for a protein of 373 amino acids. Gene Ontology annotation, cellular component: nucleus. The record is from RefSeq and is a predicted model, not a curated record. Gene Ontology annotation, molecular function: transcription coregulator activity; RNA binding. Lineage: Eukaryota; Viridiplantae; Streptophyta; Magnoliopsida; Proteales; Proteaceae. The transcript is spliced from 3 exons.
AAUUCACCAAUUCAUUAUUAUCGCAAUAUACGGAACCGGCGGUGAAACGGCAGGUUUGAAGAGACGAGAGAGGGAGAGGGAUGGAUUCACAUUCACUGAUACCAAAAAACGAGAGAAUGGAUUCACGGGAGAGGGAUCCACCGGCGGUGACGACGACUACGAAACAUCAACCUUACUUGAGUAGCCUAGUUGUGCGACCCACCGAUAGCGGCGGUGGAGGUGGAGGAGGUAGCGACUACGAGUCUGGAGAAGUUCGCCGUGAUUUUCGUUCCGAUCGAUUCCCUGAAUCAGGAUAUGGGGUGCGUGCAGGUUCUGGUUCUCCUUUGCGCCACAGAAAGUUUGAUCGUCACUAUGGUUCUGAUUUUGAUCGUCCAGCUGGGUUGCAACGAGGUCGUGGAUUUAGGGGGGGAAGGGGUAAUGGCAGAUUUCGAGAUUAUUCACCUCCUUAUGGCCGAGGAAGGAGCAGUGGCAGGUCCUAUGCGAGAGGUUUCGAUGAAGCUGGAUUUGGUCCUCCCCCCUUCAGAGGUGAAGGCAUGAACAGAAAUAACCCAAAUGUGUCUCCAAGAGAAGGAGAUUGGAUCUGCCCAGAUCCCUCUUGUGGGAACCUGAACUUUGCACGGCGGGAAUACUGCAACAACUGCAACAGACUUCGUUUUGGACCUGGUAGUAGUCCAAGAAGGAAUUAUCAGGGUCCAGUGCCACAGGCUCCCCCACCACGCUUCUCUGGUCCACCAAUGAAUCGCUCUCCUAGGAGUAUGAAUGGCUAUAGGUCCCCACCACGUGAGUGGGUCAGAGAUCGUCCUAGGAUGUUUGGUGCUGAUCUGCCUCACCUCAGGCAUGGAGGAAGGUUUCCAGAUAAUCAGAUGCAGAGAGAGAGGAUAGAUUAUCAUGAGGAGGAAGACUACAGGGCAAGGGACAAGUUUGAUGGGCCUCUGCCUCUUGAAUGGGGCCCUAGAGACCGCGGAAGGGAGAAUUUUUUUCAUGAAAGGAGAGGGUAUGAGGGGAGGAAUGAUCGACAUCCACUGUCUCCACCUCCGCCUCCAUCUCAUCGUGGCCGGUGGGGUCGUGAUUUGAGAGAGAGAAGCCGAUCACCAAUUAGGGGUGGACCUCCACCAAGGGAUUUUAGCAGGGAUCCAUAUAUGGACAGAGGACUGGAUGGUCGACAAGAUAUGAUUAGAGAGCGAAUGAGUGAGCCGUACUAGCUUUGGUUCAGCAACUGGAGGUAUGCCGGUGGGAAGAAAAGGUUCUAGUUCAAAGUUAAAAUUGCUGGUGUUUUCCUUUCAAGAAGUUGUUCUGGACUCUUAAAGAGUAUAUAGAUCAAAGCUUGAUAAAUUAGAAGAUGGGAGUAUAGAUUUAUCGUUUUUGUUGCAAUCUGGUUUUUCGACGGUGGUAUUCCAAUGUGCUCUGUUAUUUAUUUUCAAGGCAUAUCGAUAGGUACAUUUUUUCUUCUGCUCA